Camellia sinensis is the source of this 2023-nucleotide messenger RNA. The record is from RefSeq and is a predicted model, not a curated record. NCBI's taxonomy places the organism in Eukaryota, Viridiplantae, Streptophyta, Magnoliopsida, Ericales, Theaceae.
GUAAACAUCGUGUCUCUCUCUCUCUCUCUCUGUUCAGAUACAUACAUAUGUAUCAUUCCAUUAUCUAUAUCAGUAUAUAUAUGUAUGUACAUAUUUAGUUCUAGUUCUGAUAAGCUUCCUCUGGUGUCCUAUGAAGACCUCAUUCAUAUCUUCCAGUUCUAGGCCCCUGGGUUUAUGUUGAUUUAUUAUUACUACUAGUUCACACCCAUCGAGGGAUUCGGGGAUUGGACUCAUCAAGGCCUUGUUUGGCGCCUUGGGUUAAAACUUUCCCGCUUUCUGAUGGAAUUGGAAUGAUAUUCCUCUCUCUAGGUUUGCAGUGUGAACUCGUUGUCUGUCUGGCUAUCAAUAAAAAGAUGAAUACCAGAGUCCGGACUACAUUGCAGUCUAUGAAAGCUCCAAUGAAGCACGAAAAUAAGGUGAAAAUGCAGGGGAGCAGAGCAAUGGAUGCUGAGAAAGCAACCACUAGUCGAAGGGGCUCAAUCAGAGAGAAAAAAAUGGCAUUACAACAAGAUGUAGAUAAGCUAAAGAAGAAGCUUAGACAUGAAGAGAAUGUUCACAGAGCAUUGGAGAGGGCUUUCACCAGACCCUUGGGAGCCCUACCUCGUCUUCCUCCUUAUCUGCCUCCAUCUACACUAGAGCUUCUUGCUGAAGUGGCUGUUUUGGAAGAGGAGGUUGUUAGGCUUGAAGAACAGGUCGUGCAUUUCAGACAAGGCCUUUAUCAGGAAGCUGUUUACAUUUCUUCCUCAAAGAGGAAUAUGGAAAGUUCAGCUGAUUUAUAUGAUCCCUACCCAAUUAAGAAUUCCAAACUAAAGCAAUCCAAAUGAUGGGCGAGGGAAAGAGAGUGUUCUAAUUCUUCAAAGAACAAAUGGUCAUUGAAUUUGAAAAUACAAACAAUCAAGACUCCAGUAAAGAGACCUCCCAUUGAGGAUAGACCACCUGAGAGGUGCUUAGAUCCUCAAAAGUUAGAGCUAGAAUGCAGCGUUACAGACCAUGAAAGUGCAGAAGUGACAACUCCUAUUAUUCGAGAUGAAAGAUUAUCCGGAGAUGAUAGUCCAAACAAAAUCUCUGAGAACAUUUUGACGUGCUUAUCGAAUAUUUUCUUAAGAAUGAGUUCGUCAAAGAGUAGAGCCACAGCGGAUACAUUGCCCUCAUUUUCGGCAUUGACUUCACGUGACAACUCUGAGGCAACAGAGUUCAAGGACCCUUAUGGUAUCUGUUUAGAAUUUGGCAAGAGAGAUAUUGGUCCUUAUAAGGAUUUACUUGCAAUUGAAGCUACCUCAAUUAAACCAAACCGAAGAACAAAUUCUGUGUUUCUUGUUCGUAGACUGAAACUUCUCCUGGGGAAACUUGCCUCGCUCAGCUUAAACGGCCUCACUCAUCAGGAGAAGCUAGCUUUUUGGAUUAACACGUACAAUUCGUGCAUGAUGAAUGCAUUUCUUGAGCAUGGAAUACCAGACAGUCCUGAGAUGGUUGUUGAGCUAAUGCAGAAGGCAACAAUAAAUGUUGGGGGGCACUUGCUAAAUGCAAUCACCAUCGAACAUUUCAUCCUGAGACUGCCUUACCACUCAAAAUAUACCUUUGCGAAAGGUGUGAGAAACAAUGAGAUGAUAGCACAGAGUGCCUUUGCAUUGGAAUUGUCUGAACCGUUGGUAACAUUUGCUCUCUCUUGUGGAAGCUGGUCCUCCCCCGCUGUGAGAGUGUACACCGCUUCUCAGGUAGAAAACGAAUUGGAAGUAGCAAAAAGAGACUAUUUACAGGCAGCGGUUGGCGUUUCAACAAGAAGGAAGCUGUUAGGGAUCCCAAAGCUCUUGGAUUGGUAUCUACUUGACUUUGCAAAAGACUUGGAAUCAUUGCUUGAUUGGAUAUGCCUUCAACUACCAAGUGAACUUGGAAAGGAAGCAAUUAAGUGCCUUGAGAGAGGAAAAGGCGAGCCUCUUUCGCAGUUUGUUUGGGUUAGACCAUAUGAAUUUAAUUUCAGGUACCUAUUUCGUGCAUAAAAUAAAUCUUGCUUCAUUUGAUGUUU